Nicotiana attenuata is the source of this 1106-nucleotide messenger RNA. RefSeq names its product bidirectional sugar transporter SWEET1-like. Gene Ontology annotation, cellular component: membrane. The transcript is spliced from 6 exons. The record is from RefSeq and is a predicted model, not a curated record. NCBI's taxonomy places the organism in Eukaryota, Viridiplantae, Streptophyta, Magnoliopsida, Solanales, Solanaceae. Bases 82 to 882 code for a protein of 266 amino acids. Gene Ontology annotation, biological process: carbohydrate transport. Gene Ontology annotation, molecular function: sugar transmembrane transporter activity.
UAAUUGCCUGUACCAUUUUAUAUAUACGUACUGGGAUAAACUAAUUCUCAUCAUUCUUUGAGAAUCGAAUUCUCUGCCAAUAUGAGUCAUGUUAUCAAAAUUCUCCAUACGACCUUCGGACUUUUUGGAAAUGUUUUUGGCAUAUUACUCUUCUUGGCACCCUUAAUUACAUUCAAAAGGAUUAUCAUGAAGAGAUCAACAGAGAAAUUUUCGGGCGUGCCAUAUUUAAUGAGUCUCUUCAACUGCUUGUUCUCAGCUUGGUAUGGUCUGCCUUUUGUGUCACGGAACAACACGUUGUUAACAGUACUGGCUUCUAUUGGUGGUGGCUUGGAGGCAAUCUAUGUGUUAAUUUUCAUCAUUUUUGCACCAAAGAGGGAGAAGCUUAAGAUCUCUGGAAUUCUGUUUGUGGUUCUUUCCAUAUUUUCAAUCGUUGCUUUGGUCUCUGUGUUAACACUCCAUGGCAAUAAAAGAAAGCUCCUUUGUGGCUUAGCUUUUGCUAUUACCUGUAUUAUGAUGUUUGGUGCUCCUCUUACUGUUAUGAGGCAAGUGAUCAAAUCUAAAAGUGUGGAAUACAUGCCAUUCCUCUUGUCACUAUCUGUAUUCAACUCUAGUACCUCAUGGGCAAUCUAUGGCAUACUCGGAAAGGAUCCCUUCAUUAUUGUACCAAAUGCAAUUGGAACUUUAUUAGGAUCAGUGCAGUUGAUUUUAUAUGCAAUUUAUCGCGAUAACAAAGGUGAAGGUAAGAAAGACGACAUGGACGCUUCAAUCGAAACAGGGCUUGGAAAACCCCAAGAAAAGAAGCUAGAUCGCAUUCAAAAUGAGAUACAGAAAAAUAUACCUGAGAAAAAUAUGGAAGCAAGUAAGAUGGAUUAUGAACUAUAGCUGGAGGGAAGUACAUUAUUUGAGCAAGGUGUUUGGUUUAUUUGCAAUUAAGAACAUUUUAGUGUUAGCUAGUUCGUGUUAGAAUGAAUCAUUUGAGCCACCAAUUAUGUAUAAAUCAUAAUAGGAGUAUCCCUUAAUCAGACACAAAUCAUCAAAUCAAUUUGCAAUUUCAGCUUACUAUUGUUCCUUUUUCUCUUGGUUUCAACUAUUUCAGAUCUCUUGGA